This is a messenger RNA of Populus trichocarpa (black cottonwood), 726 nucleotides long. RefSeq names its product dirigent protein 5-like. The transcript has a single exon. Lineage: Eukaryota; Viridiplantae; Streptophyta; Magnoliopsida; Malpighiales; Salicaceae. The record is from RefSeq and is a predicted model, not a curated record. Bases 68 to 613 code for a protein of 181 amino acids.
UUGCUAUAUAAGCUGAAGAUAUUGGUUCGAUCUAGCACAAGAUUUGAGGACAAUCUCAACUGUGACCAUGAGAGAUCUUGUAAUGAUUUUCUUCUUCUUUAUCUCCCCCCUCUUUAUAUCUCUAUCUGUUUCUUCAGCCAAAAAUUCUUUCAAGCCAGAAGAACCAUGCAAACAUAUCGUGCUCUAUUAUCACGAUACUCUUUUUAAUGGCACGGAUGCGGCUAAUGCAACAUCUGCUGCAGCUACCAAUGCUACAAAGCUAGGAAACUUUAAUUUUGGUAUGCUAGUUGUUUUUGAUGAUCCCAUGACCAAAGACAAUCACCUUCUUUCUCGUCCUGUUGCAAGAGCACAAGGGUUCUAUUUCUAUGACAUGAAGUCCACUUACACUGCUUGGUUUGCUUACACUUUGAUCUUUAACUCCACUGAACACAAAGGUACUCUAAAUAUAAUGGGUGCCGAUUUGAUGAUGAUGGAGACAAGAGAUUUUUCUGUAGUUGGAGGGACAGGAGACUUUUUCAUGGCUAGAGGGAUUGCCACGAUUCGUACUGACACUUUCCAGGGUGCCUAUUAUUUUCGCCUCAAGAUGGAUAUCAAGUUAUAUGAGUGUUAUUAGGUAUCAUUAGUCUUUUUUUACCCUUGAGGUCAGAUAUGCUAGAUUUGAUGAAUAAAAUGAAUGUAAUCUUGUAGCACACUUGGAGUCUCAAUAUCUAAGGAAGUUUCUGUGCA